UUUUGGCUGGUUGUGUACACAAGUUGAAGACAAAGAACAUGGCAAACACACUCAGCCAAGUUCCAACCUCAGUGUCAAACCCAGAGAAAUUCUAGCCCUGCAUCCCUCCUCUUAUUCCUCUUCAUUCCUCUCUCUCUCCAUAGACCAAAUCUCUCCAUUUUCAUAUCUCAAACCAUGCCACCAGUGAGACAUAGACAACUAUAGAAGAAGAAGAAGAAGAAGAAGAAGAAUAGAGAACAAGACUAGGAGUGGUUGUAUUCAGGCAACUUCUGGAGCUUUACCUUUGUUUUGUGCUUUUUGGUACUGAGGAGUAGAGUCUGAGUCUCUGGUAAAAGUGAUUGCUUUCCAGUUUUGGUGUUGGUGAUUGAAGUCAUGGGAAGAGAGCAUGGAGGAGGGUUGAAGAUCAAUCAAUUGGAUUCUAAGAGACUUACUUGGAUCCUUGGACUUAGUGGGCUAUGUGUUCUUUUCUAUGUUCUUGGAGCUUGGCAGAACCGAGCAGCCAUUCUCAAUAGCUCUUCCAAUUUAUCCAACAGCAAAGCUCAGUGUGGGAAUUCAUCAAACAACUUGAGCUCAAAAACUCUGGACUUUGAAGCUCACCAUGGAGUGGAAAUCAAUGAUACUUCGUCUUCUUUGCAGAAAUUCCCUGCUUGUCCUAUGAAUUUCAGUGAGUACACUCCUUGCCAGGACCUGAAGCGUGGCCGUCGUUUCGAAAGAACGAUGCUCGUGUACAGAGAAAGGCAUUGCCCGGAGAAGGAUGAGCUCAUAAGGUGUUUGAUACCUGCUCCACCAAAGUAUAAAACUCCCUUCAAGUGGCCUCAGAGCAGGGACUUUGCUUGGUAUGAUAACAUCCCUCACAAGGAACUCAGCAUUGAGAAAGCUGUUCAGAAUUGGAUUCAAGCGGAGGGUGAUCGAUUUCGGUUCCCCGGAGGUGGCACGAUGUUUCCCCGUGGCGCUGAUGCUUAUAUUGAUGAUAUUAAUGCUUUGAUACCUUUGGAAGAUGGGAGCAUUAGAACUGCAGUUGAUACUGGUUGUGGGGUUGCAAGUUGGGGUGCUUUUCUUCUUAAGAGGAAUAUCUUGACUAUGUCGUUUGCACCGAGGGAUACUCAUGAGGCACAGGUGCAGUUUGCAUUGGAGCGCGGUGUUCCGGCUAUGAUCGGUGUUAUAGGGUCACUACGAAUGCCAUAUCCUGCUAGAGCUUUUGAUAUGGCUCAUUGUUCUCGGUGCUUGAUUCCUUGGUUUAAAAAUGAUGGUCAGUACCUAAUUGAAGUGGAUAGAGUUCUAAGACCUGGAGGAUAUUGGAUUCUCUCGGGUCCUCCGAUCAAUUGGAAGACACACUAUCGAGGUUGGGCCAGAACACAGGAUGAUCUGAAACAAGAACAAGAUGCAAUUGAGAAGGUGGCGGAGCGCCUCUGCUGGAAGAAAGUUAUAGAGAAAAAUGAUCUUGCAAUUUGGCAGAAACCUCUCAACCACAUGGAGUGCAUUGAAAACCGAAAAAUCUAUAAAACGCCACAUAUUUGCAAGGAUGAAAAUGCCGACGCUGCCUGGUACAAGAAACUGGAGGUUUGCAUCACCCCAUUGCCUGAAGUGAGUAAUGCAGAAGAAGUUGCUGGCGGGCGAUUAGAGAAAUGGCCGGAGCGGGCAUUUGCUGUUCCCCCAAGAAUAAGCAGAGGUACUAUUGCCGGAAUAACGGCAGAAAAGUUCGAAGAGGACAAGAAGCUCUGGAAAGAACGAGUGACGCACUACAAGCACAUCAUUCCUCCACUGACUAAGGGUAGAUAUCGGAAUGUGAUGGACAUGAAUGCCAAGUUAGGUGGGUUUGCUGCAGCCAUGACAAAGUACCCGGUGUGGGUGAUGAAUGUUGUCCCUGCUAACUCAGAGAGCGAUACGCUCGGUGUAAUCUACGAAAGAGGAUUCAUCGGCACAUAUCAGGACUGGUGUGAAGCUUUUUCAACCUAUCCGAGAACUUAUGAUCUCAUCCAUGCAGAUGGUGUGUUCAGUAUCUAUCAGGACAGGUGUGACAUUACAUACAUUCUCCUGGAGAUGGAUAGGAUCUUAAGACCAGAAGGGACGGUGAUAUUCCGAGACACAGUGGAUGUUCUUGUGAAUAUUCAGAAGAUCGCACAGGGCAUGAGAUGGAAUUGUAGGAUCAUGGACCAUGAGAGCGGACCUUUCAAUCCCAAGAAAAUCCUUUUUGCCGUCAAGGACUACUGGACCGGCAAGCCGGCUGAACAGCAAUGACAGCAGUAACAUAUUAGUACAUGAUUUAUUAUCAGAGUAUCAUCAGUAAACUUAAUUGUAUUCAAAAUCACACAAUGUGUUUGCUUGGGUUAUCAGAUAAAUUAAAGCUCUAUGAAUAGAAGAAGGGAAAGGAUUUCAGUAUAUCAGUUGUGUUAAGUUGAUAAGUUGUUUUCCCAAGUUUAUGUUAUAUAAUAUAUAUACAUUUUGGUGAUAAUUUCAUCAAUGAUUGAGUUUGGUGGUCCUUUGAAUGCAGUG
This is a messenger RNA of Dioscorea cayenensis subsp. rotundata (Guinea yam), 2493 nucleotides long. RefSeq names its product probable methyltransferase PMT17. The transcript has 7 exons. The record is from RefSeq and is a predicted model, not a curated record. NCBI's taxonomy places the organism in Eukaryota, Viridiplantae, Streptophyta, Magnoliopsida, Dioscoreales, Dioscoreaceae. The coding region runs from base 373 to 2238 and encodes 621 amino acids. Gene Ontology annotation, cellular component: trans-Golgi network; endosome; cytoplasm. Gene Ontology annotation, molecular function: methyltransferase activity.